AUGAAUGAAUCAUCAUUACGUCGUGUAGAAUUUAAUCAUGAAAAUACACUUCAUGAACUUUUUGUUUCUUCAAAUGAUCUAUCUUUAAUUGAAUUAAAACGAACUAAUACACUAUCUUGGUCGAUGGCAUUUGGUAGAUAUCUUAAAACAAUUCGAAUAAAUUCUCAUCCAAUAUGUUCGAAUUCUUCUCUUUAUGAAUUUAUUAAAAAAAUCUUAAAUGAAAAUCUUUGCAUAAAUCGUGGAUUACUUUUAAUUCUUAAACAAUGUGUUUAUCUAUAUCCAACUAAACUUCUUCAUCUAUCAUUUCAACAUCAUUUAACAACUUGUCUAACAAAUUUAACAGAUUCUUACCUUAAAUAUAAAUAUAUUCGUCUACUACGUUUAAUAAUUAAUGAAAUUGAAGAAAAAUAUCUUUCAAAAAUUCUUCCAUUAACCAACAAUAUUCUUGAUAAUUAUCAACAACUUGAUAUAUUAAUUAUUAUUGUCUUAGAAAAAUUAGUUUUAAUUAAUUCCGAUGUCCAACUUCAAUUAAUAUUAAAUCAAAAAUAUAAUCAAACAUUAAUUGAAUAUUUCAAAUUACAUGAUUUCGAUGAUGAUGAACUUAUUGAUCUUUGUUCUAUAUUAUUUCAAAUAAACCUUAAUAAAUCUCUUCAAUGUCGAUUUAAUAUUUCAAAUAUAUUUAUUGAUUUAUUAACCUAUAUUGAUUAUGAUACAGAUACAAUGAUGAAUUGGUUAUUAACACCUGAAACAGGAGAAAAAUUUCUAAUAUUUUUUCUUCGAUUAAUUAAAUAUUUGAUAUCAAAUCAACAUCUUGGUGGUCAACGAGUGUUUUCAUGUGCACAAUGUGAGACACCAUUAACAAAUCGUAAUGAAUUAGUUUCAACAAGAUUUACAGGUGCAACUGGUCGAGCAUUUCUAUUUAGUCAUGUUGUUAAUACAAAACAAAGUCCUGUACAAGAACGAAUGAUGUUAACUGGUCGACAUUUUGUUCGUGAUAUAAGUUGUAAAAAAUGUGAUGUUAAACUUGGUUGGAUGUAUGAAUUUGCUACAGAAGAAUCACAACGUUAUAAAGAAGGACGAGUGAUUUUAGAACGAGCAUUAAUUAAUGAAAGUGAUGGUUUUUAA
Adineta steineri is the source of this 1125-nucleotide messenger RNA. The record is from the annotation of a GenBank genome assembly. NCBI's taxonomy places the organism in Eukaryota, Metazoa, Rotifera, Eurotatoria, Adinetida, Adinetidae.